This is a messenger RNA of Staurois parvus, 316 nucleotides long. The record is from the annotation of a GenBank genome assembly. Lineage: Eukaryota; Metazoa; Chordata; Amphibia; Anura; Ranidae.
CCAUGUGACCUCUGUGAUCAUUCACAGAUUUCACACAUAGUAAGGAAUGAUGUCAAAUGUGACAUCUUGCUUACUACUCUGCAUGUGAUCACUGAUUGGCCAAUCAGUGAUCACAUGAUAGGGACCUCGUACAGAGAGGUCCCGUACAACGAUCGGUGUUCCACUGUGUCCAGAGGACACAGCGGGCACUGGAUCGAGGUGCUGCAUGCUCCAUGUGAGCACGCACAAGCAGGGAAGCGGGGAGGUCAUUUAUAAACAGCCACCCGCCCCUACACUGCUCCCGUCUGGACGUUUAUAUACAUGGGCCGGACUGGAA